AAGCGCGCGCGCUCGUAACGACUAGUCGUCACUCGUCACCAUCCUCCCCCUUUGCUUUCCACGACUCUCUUUCGCCGCAGUCUCUGCUUCCGUGCAUCCAUCGGCGUUCGGCGACUCGGUGUAUAGUAGUAUUGCCAACUGUGCGUAGCAAGCUCGAUACAGCGGCGAUCAUGGGGUUCCCUCUGGUGUGCUACUGCAUGGCGAUCCCCAAGCCGCUCAUCGCCUUGGCCAAGCUCCUCGCCGCCAUCAGGGAGGCCCUCCAGCUGAUGCUCUUCGUCGUCGGGAUCUGCCACCACCCGGAGCGAUCGGGCCGCCCGGCUGCCGUCGACGCCCCGCUGCCCGACGAGGUGAAGGACCGCCUCCCGCCCCUCGAGUUCGCCCAGCUGCUCGCGGCCUCGGAGCACGGCUGUCAUGGCUGCGACGACGACGAGGCGGUGGCGGGGUGCAUCGUGUGCCUGGAGAGGCUGGAGGCGGAUGACGUGGUGCGGCGGCUGGGCAACUGCGCGCACGCGUUCCACCGCGGCUGCAUCGACCGGUGGAUCGACCUCGGCCGGUUGACGUGCCCGCUGUGCCGCUCCACCCUGCUGCCGCGCGCGCGCCCCGCCGCCGGCCCGCGCGGGCGACUGGGCCGCCUCGCCACCCGCCUCACGGGCGUCGUUUGGUGAAUCAAUAUUUGGCCCGCGCGACCGCGACGCGACACGGGAUCGGUUGGGUGGGAGGGCAGUCGCGCCAUUUCACAGCCUAAGCUAGCUUACUGCUGCUGUUAAUCAACGGAGACAAAGCUCUCUUUCCCUUUCGUUUCCUUUUUCUUUUUCUGCCGAGGAUUAUCCAGCUGGAGGAGAGUGGUACGUGUCGGAAUGCGGUGGAAUAUAUCGAUGAUUAGACGGUAGGAACAAUUAAUUAGAAGCAGGCAAGCAGCUGGUUGGUUGGCCCGGCCUGGCACCUGGCAUGAUCAUUGGGAGGUUCAUGUAAUUACUGCGAUGAUUAGAUACUGCAUGUAAGUAAAUCAUGUCAUAGAGAUAAUACACCUGUGUACAGUGGUAUAAUGAUAAACGGUUCAUUUGGUA
Messenger RNA from Oryza sativa Japonica Group (Japanese rice), 1067 nucleotides. Its product is annotated as brassinosteroid-responsive RING protein 1. The record is from RefSeq and is a predicted model, not a curated record. Gene Ontology annotation, molecular function: ubiquitin protein ligase activity. Lineage: Eukaryota; Viridiplantae; Streptophyta; Magnoliopsida; Poales; Poaceae. Gene Ontology annotation, biological process: protein ubiquitination.